AUGCUUCCUCUAACCUUAAAUCGCCUCCUCUCUUCCACUCUCGGUAAACCCAGACUUCUCUUCUCUGCACGCCCAUCUCUAUCUACUCUUCAAAUCAUCGACCCGUCACUCUAUUGCCGCUCAUUCUCCGAAAACCCUCAAUCCCAACGGUCCGAAAUCCCUCAAUCCCAGCCGCCCGAAAUCCCAUUCUCCAGAACCCGAACGCGAACCCCACUCGAAACUGAAUUUGAAACAUGGACCCAAAACCUCAAACCCGGGUUCACUCCAACCGACGUUGAUAAGGCCAUGCGGGCCCAGUCCGACCCGGAUCUCUCUCUUGACAUCUUUCGUUGGACUGCGCAGCAACGCAAUUACAAGCACAACCACCUCACCUACUUCACUGUGAUCAGAAUCCUGAUCAACGGCAGGCGAUACCGUCAGGCAGAGACUCUAAUUGAAGAGAUAAUUGCUGGUGCUUGCGAGAUUAGUGUCCCUCUCUAUAAUUUAGUGAUUCGUUUCUGUUGCGGCCGUAAGUUCUUGUUUAAUCGUGCUUUCGAUGUCUAUAAGAAAAUGUUGAAAUCGGAGGAUUGUAAGCCCACUUUGGAGACUUACACGUUGUUGUUUAAUUCACUACUUAGGAGAUUUAAUAAAUUGAAUGUUUGUUAUGUGUAUUUGCAUGCGGUUAAGUCCUUGACGAAGCAAAUGAAAGCGUCAGGAGUGAUACCGGAUACUUUCGUUUUGAAUAUGAUUAUUAAAGCUUAUGCUAAGUGUCUAGAAGUUGAUGAGGCCAUCAGGGUUUUUCGCGAAAUGGGGUUGUAUGGAUGCGAGGCAAAUGCCUAUAGUUAUGGUUAUUUAGUAAAGGGGUUGUGUGAAAAGGAGAGAAGUGGGGAGGGUUUAGGGUUUUAUAUAGAAAUGAAGGGUAAAGGGCUGGUGCCCAGUGCGAGUACUUUUAUGAUUUUGAGCUGUAGUCUUGGGAUGGAGCAGAGGUUUGAGGAUGCGAUUGGGGUUGUGUUUGACAUGUUGGGGAAUUCUCUGUCACCCGAUUUGUUGACUUAUAAGACUGUGCUGGAAGGGUUGUGUAGGGAGGGGAUGGUUGAUAAGGCUUUUGAGUUGCUCGAGGAGUGGAGGAAGAGGGAUGGAUUGAUGGGUGAAAAGACCUAUAAGAGUUUGUUUAGUGGAUUGCAUUUUGCAAGUCAGAAAUAG
Dovyalis caffra is the source of this 1182-nucleotide messenger RNA. The record is from the annotation of a GenBank genome assembly. Lineage: Eukaryota; Viridiplantae; Streptophyta; Magnoliopsida; Malpighiales; Salicaceae.